UUUUCAAGGGUUAACCAAACAGAGAGAGAGAGAGAGAGAGAGAGAGAAUUUAUUUCAGUGUUGAAAUAGAGGAGGGAGAACUAAACAGAACUUUCCGUUAUUUAUGGAGUUGCUGUCCUCCAAAGCUAAGCAUAUUGGACAACACCGAUGAAAGAUUUGAGCUUGUCUCAGCGCCAAGUAAUCUCUUUCGUCUUCCCUCGUAUUUCUCUCAAUUCCCAGUAAACCCAACACUCAAUUUUUCACUUCAAAUUCCACAGGAAACAGGGGAAAACUAAAACCCUUAAAGCAAUUGAGCUUCAUCCUGCUAUUUAGAUUGGUUAGCUAACUAAUUGCUUUGGUUAGUGCGGUUGGCAAUUCAGUUGCGUAAUUAAAAGAUUAAUUUGAUAUAUACAAUGGGAAGUUGAGGCUCGUUCUCGACAGGGACAUAUAACUAAAUAAAGGUUUCACUUCUGGUGGUGUAUCCUUGGAACAUAGUGCUGGUUAAAGUUAGUGCGCUGUUGGAGGUGUAGUGUUGAAGAUUGAAUUUGAUGGAAGUGGAUGGAAGUGCCUCAACAGUUUCUAGGGGUUCUCAAUCAAUUCCACUACAAUCCAGGCGGCAGAGAGCUUUCUAUCAGUUUACACAGCAGAGCCUCCCCGCUUGUAAGCCUGUCCUCACACCAGCAUGGGUGAUUACUACAUUUUUAUUGGUUGGUGCCAUUUUCAUACCAGUUGGGCUUAUUACACUUCAUGCCUCCCAGAACGUUGUAGAAAUUGUGGACCAAUAUGAUACAGAGUGUGUCCCGGAGGCAUUCAAGGGCAAUAAGGUGGCCUACAUCAAAGAUAACUUAAUCUCUAAAAACUGUUCUCGGUACUUGAAGGUUUACAAGCAUAUGAAAGCUCCAAUUUAUAUCUACUAUCAGCUUGAUAACUACUAUCAAAACCACCGACGGUAUGUCAAAAGUAGAAGUGAUCAGCAGCUUUUACAUGGAUUGGGGUACAAUGACACAAGCUCCUGUAAACCUGAGGAGUCCAAGAAUGGUCUUCCAACUGUUCCUUGUGGCUUGAUAGCGUGGAGUUUGUUUAAUGAUACUUAUACUUUUAUUCAUGGAAGAACUGAAUUAAAAGUCAACAGGAAGAACAUAGCAUGGAAGAGUGACCGUGAUCACAAAUUUGGGAAGCAUGUAUAUCCCUUUAAUUUCCAGAACGGGACCUUGAUCGGUGGUGGAAAGCUAGAUCCAAGAAUUCCUCUAAGCGAUCAAGAAGAUCUUAUUGUAUGGAUGCGGACAGCUGCGCUCCCCAGUUUCCGGAAGCUGUAUGGUAGAAUUGAAGAGGAUUUGGAUGCAGAUGAUGUUCUCUUAGUCAAUCUAACGAACAACUACAAUACUUACAGUUUUGGUGGGAAGAAGAAGAUUGUCCUUUCAACAUCAAGCUGGUUAGGAGGAAAGAAUGACUUCCUUGGGCUUGCCUAUACUUUUGUUGGUUCGACUUCCAUAUUCAUCUCUGUUGUCUUCUUGUUGCUACAUAUGAAAAAUCCAAGGCCCUAUAGGGAAAGACCUUAUCUGCCUUGGAACAAGCAAAGCGUUUCCAGCAGAAGAUGUGAUGAUACUUUAUGAAUAGUUUGAAUCUGUGGAUUUAAUGUAACCUCAACACCUACACGUGAAUUAUCAAAAUGUUGAGCGAUUUCAAAAUGUACUUGCAAAAGAGAAAGGGGUUCUUUUUUGUGUAAUAUAGAAGAAAAACAGCAUUCGAGCUAGUUACAUGUUGUACAUGCUACAGAAUUUGUUCAGUCAUUGCUGACUGGUUUUCUCUGUAUUCUUGUACUAUAAGAUGAAAAAUUAGUUUGGAUGAAACUUUGUAUUCAAAUGGGGGUGAAUGGAGCUUGGUUUCUAUUUUCAA
This is a messenger RNA of Prunus dulcis (almond), 1875 nucleotides long. Its product is annotated as putative ALA-interacting subunit 2. The coding region runs from base 528 to 1592 and encodes 354 amino acids. Gene Ontology annotation, cellular component: endoplasmic reticulum; plasma membrane; Golgi apparatus. NCBI's taxonomy places the organism in Eukaryota, Viridiplantae, Streptophyta, Magnoliopsida, Rosales, Rosaceae. The transcript has 9 exons. The record is from RefSeq and is a predicted model, not a curated record.